Molecule: messenger RNA, 1839 nt
Organism: Fraxinus pennsylvanica
Lineage: Eukaryota; Viridiplantae; Streptophyta; Magnoliopsida; Lamiales; Oleaceae
Source: the annotation of a GenBank genome assembly
AUGCCUGAGGCACCAAUGGAGCAACAGAAGGCCACUGACUACAGUGUGGCUGAGAACAACAAUAAGACUCUUGAGUUCAUUGAAGAUGUGACUAAAGAGGCUGAUGAUGUUCAAAAGAGAGUUCUUGCUGAAAUACUCUCAAGAAAUGCCCAUGUUGAGUACUUAAAAAGGCAUGGACUCAAUGGGAUUACUGAUAGAGAUACUUUCAAGAAAAUCAUGCCUGUUAUCACCUAUGAGGAUAUUCAGCCUGAAAUUAAUCGUAUUGCUAAUGGUGAUAAAUCCCACAUUCUCUGUUCACAGCCCAUUUCAGAGUUUUUAACUAGUUCUGGGACAUCUGGUGGGGAGAGGAAACUGAUGCCAACCAUUGAUGAAGAACUGGAGAGGAGAUCAUUGCUUUACAGCCUUUUGAUGCCUGUGAUGAGCCAGUUUGUUCCUGGUUUAGACAAAGGCAAAGGAAUGUAUUUCUUGUUCAUAAAAUCUGAGUCUAAGACCCCAGGUGGGCUAGUGGCACGCCCUGUUUUAACCAGUUAUUAUAAAAGUUCCCAUUUCAAGGAGAGACCUUAUGAUCCCUACACAAACUACACCAGCCCAAAUGAAACCAUUUUAUGCUCUGAUUCUUACCAGAGUAUGUAUUCUCAAAUGCUUUGUGGCCUUUGCCAAAACAAUGAAGUCCUUCGAGUUGGGGCUGUUUUCGCCUCGGGUUUCAUUCGGGCAAUCCGGUUCUUGGAAAACCAUUGGUCCCUUCUUUGUAAUGAUAUUAGAACAGGGACACUCAAUGCCCUAAUCACUGAUCCAUCGGUAAGACAGGCAGUGAUGAAAAUCCUCAAACCCGACCCCGAACUUGCGAAUUUCAUUGAACAAGAAUGUAGUAGACAAUCUUGGCAGGGGAUUAUUACUAGGUUGUGGCCAAAUACUAAGUAUGUUGAUGUUAUUGUGACAGGGACAAUGUCACAAUACAUCCCUACUCUUGAUUAUUACAGCAAUGGCAUCCCUCUCGUGUGUACUAUGUAUGCCUCUUCUGAAUGCUAUUUUGGUGUCAAUCUUAACCCACUUUGCAAACCUAGUGAAGUGUCUUAUACUCUCAUUCCCACCAUGGCCUAUUUCGAGUUCUUGCCUGUGCACAAAAAUAAUGGUACAACCAAUUCUGUUCCAAUCCCCAAAUCCCUCAAUGAAAAGGAACAGCGAGAAUUGGUUGACUUGGUUGAUGUUAAGCUUGGACAGGACUAUGAACUUGUUGUCACCACUUAUGCAGGGCUUUAUCGUUACAGAGUUGGAGAUGUUCUUCGAGUUGCUGGAUUCAAGAACAGUGCCCCUCAAUUCAACUUUAUUUGCAGGAAAAAUGUGGUUCUGAGCAUUGAUUCUGAUAAAACUGAUGAGGUUGAGCUACAAAAUGCAGUGAAAAAAGCAGUGAGCCAUCUAAUACCAUUCGAUGCACAUCUCAUCGAGUACACGAGUUAUGCUGACACCACAAAAAUUCCAGGGCACUACGUGCUCUACUGGGAGCUAAGUGUGAAUGGCUCCACCCCGGUCCCUCCUUCAGUUUACGAAGACUGUUGCCUCACCAUUGAAGAGUCCCUCAACAGCGUCUAUCGUCAAGGCCGUGUGUCCGACAAAUCAAUUGGCGCUCUCGAAAUCAAGAUUGUUGAAUCCAGGACCUUCGAUAAGCUUAUGGACUAUGCAAUUAGUCUAGGGGCCUCGAUUAACCAGUACAAAACGCCCCGGUGUGUGAAAUUCGCGCCGAUUGUUGAACUUCUGAACUCCAGGGUGGUGUCUUGCUAUUUUAGUCCGAAGUACCCCAAAUGGACUCCUGGCCAUAAGCAAUGGAUUAAUUCUGAUUAA